AAAAGUUAUUAUUAUGAAGCAGACCUAAACAGGAGCCAGCUCAUCUGUCAGCAAUCCCCUGAUGUUGAGAACCAGGAUCAGGAAGGUGGCAACUCUAAAGACCAAGAAAAAAUCAGACAUGAAGAAAAGAAAAAAAGAUCACCCUGCGAAAUGUAAAGAGGAGGGGUUUUUAACUGAGAUCAGUGACCAGGAGGGGGAGUCCACCUUAGUUCAAGAGGAACCAAAUCCUCUGCAGAUAAAACUGGAAAAAGAUGAAAGAGAACAUCAACAACUCUGCAUCAGUAACAAUGAAGAGUACCUUGUUCUGAAACGGGAGACCGAUGAAAUUCUUGUAAUCCCUUCUAAUGUGCUACAAAACCCCACUGAAACUGAAUCGAACAGUAACAGAGUAAUUUCUCUGGCCUCCCUUAAAGUCGAAAACCAAGAUCAGGAAGGAAGCAGUUCCAAGGAUCUCAGCAAAACUACAGAUGAAGAGCAGAAACCAGAUGAGAGAUGCCUUAAAACCAGCGAACAGAAAGACAUUGCUGACAGCAUAAAAGGAGAAACACAACUGAAAACUCCCACAGACCAAAAUAUACAAACUGGUCAAAUUUGUGAUAAAAUUACAUCUCAAAACAGUCACUCAAAGACACACUUGAUUACUGUUGCAGCUGAAAAGCCUUUCUUAUGUACAACCUGUGGAAAGAGUUAUAGUAGAGAGUCUUUUUUAAAGCGUCAUGUUAAAAUUCACUCUGAUGAGAAGCCUUUCACGUGUACGACCUGUGGAAAAGGUUACCGUGCAAGAAGUAGUUUGGCUUAUCACAUGAAAACUCACACAGGUGAGAAGCGUUUCUCAUGCAUGACAUGUGGAAACAGCUUCAUUAAUAAAGCUGAUUUGAAAUGUCACAUGAGAACUCACACAGGUGAGAGACCUUUCUCAUGUAUUUUUUGUGGAAAACGUUUCAGUCGUAAAACCACUUUAGUAAUUCACAUGAGAUCUCACACAGGUGAGAAGCCUUUCUCAUGUACAAAAUGCGGAAAGAGAUACAGUGAAAGAAGUACUUUAAGUUAUCACAUGAGAACUCACACGGGCGAGAGGCCCUACUCGUGUUUUAAGUGUGCAAAAAGUUUUGGCCAUAAAAAAGUUUUGAGACGUCACAUGAGAACUCACACAGGUGAGAGGCCUUACACGUGUGUUAUCUGUGAAAAACGUUUUAGUGAUAAAAGCUUUUUAACUAGUCACACAAGAAUUCACACAGGUGAGGAGCCAUACACAUGUGAACUGUGUGGAAAGAGAUACAGUGAGAGAAAAGUUUUAGCUCAUCACAUGCAAACUCACACUGGGGAGAAAUCUUUCACAUGUUUUAAGUGUGCAAAACGUUUUGGUAAUAAACAUGUUCUGAGACGUCACAUGAGAACUCACACAGGUGAGAAGCCUUUCUCAUGCAUUACCUGUGCAAAAAGAUUCAGUCAAAAAAGCGUUUUAACUCGUCACAUGAGAAUUCACACAGGUGAGAAGCCAUACUCAUGUAAAACCUGUGGAAAGGGGUUUGUUAACAGAAGUGAUUUAAAUUAUCACCUGACAACUCACCCUGGCGAGAAAACUCACACUGGCGGGAGGCUUUUUUCCUGUGUGAUCUGUGAAAAAGCUUUCUUUAAAAGACAUUUAUUAACGCGUCAUAUGCGAACUCACACAGGAGAGAAGCCAUUCUCAUGUGAAACCUGUGGGAAAAAAUUCUGUCAAAAGGGUAAUUUAAUAACUCACAUGAGAACACAUACAGGUGAGAGGCCUUACCAAUGUAAACUCUGUGAAAAACGGUUCGGCAGUGGAGCCAGUUUAGCUGCUCAUAUGAAAACCCACAGGGGUGAAAAACUUUAGUCAUGUACAACCCGUGAAAAAAGAAUUACAAGAGGAAGCGGCUUAUCUUAUCACAUGAAAACUCAUACAUAUGAAAAUCCCAUUUGUCAAGUAUGACUUAUAGUAUGAUAUACUGAUAGUAUAAUAUCGUUUAACUUUAAGUAGUCUAGGGCGUGCAGGUGGAGCAGUAGUUAGUGUGCAUGACCCAUGCACGGAAGCCUUUGAAAAACGUGUUAAUCCGGUAAAUACUAAAUCCAAUACUGCUAACAAUUGGAAUUUGGCUCCCUUCCUCUUGACAAAAAAAGGUGGGUCUAACACCUAUCUGGAAAGCUGCAUGGCAUGUAUCCUCCCACUGCUGUGUUUCUGGUUACACCAUGAGUGUAACCAGAGUUGGGUUAGUGUUGAUGCUGUCACCUGUGCAACAAAAAUAAGGAGCGUAAAAAAUGUAGAUCAACAUGCAAGGAAGCCAGGGCGUAGUAAUUGUGCUUUAUUGAUUAACUUUCUUAUCCCUUUGACUUGGGUCGCUUGCCGAGUUUAUUUGAAAUAUUCUUUAAUAAGUGUCUUAAGUACAAUGUUUUUUUUUUACAUGUAAGAUUCAUUAAUAGUGUGUCUUAAUGUGUCUUCUUACCUCUUAAACAUAUUUUGAUGUGUAAUUGUAGUCUAUAAAAGUCCAGAAAAGUUUAAUUUGGUCUCUAUUGUUUAUCCUAAUAUGUUAUUGGGAUUGUAACUUUCCAUCCAUUCUAUUUACUCUGUAUUUAAUUUACUGUUUAAUAAGAGUGUUUGCUGUGGAACUGAUAAAUAAGAUCAUGAAUUAAUGGCUUAAAACCUAUAGACUCUGGCAUUUUUUGUUUUCACAGAAUGUAUGUAUAUUAUGUUGAAAGAUGCUGAAAAAAAAAGCUGAUCAAUAUAAAUAUUUGAGUUGUUACUCAAUCUCA
This is a messenger RNA of Cyprinodon tularosa, 2772 nucleotides long. Its product is annotated as gastrula zinc finger protein XlCGF57.1-like. Gene Ontology annotation, molecular function: DNA-binding transcription factor activity, RNA polymerase II-specific; RNA polymerase II cis-regulatory region sequence-specific DNA binding. Gene Ontology annotation, cellular component: nucleus. The record is from RefSeq and is a predicted model, not a curated record. NCBI's taxonomy places the organism in Eukaryota, Metazoa, Chordata, Actinopteri, Cyprinodontiformes, Cyprinodontidae. Gene Ontology annotation, biological process: regulation of transcription by RNA polymerase II. The coding region runs from base 62 to 1858 and encodes 598 amino acids. The transcript is spliced from 2 exons.